AUGUCGAGCAGUCUUCGCAUCGCAGUUCUCGUUUGCGACACGCCAGUUCAGCCAGUCCUUGAAAAGUAUGGCGACUACUAUGCUAUCUUCCAAGGUCUAUUGAAGCAGGGCUUCCAAGAUUUGGAGUUGCCAGAGGAACUCGAUGUCCAAUUCAGCGGUUACCAUGUCGUGGAAAAUCCUCAGUUCCCUGAGCUGCACGACUACGAUGCAGUGCUCAUGACUGGAAGCAAACAUGAUGCCUGGAGCAAUGCUGACUGGAUUGUCAACUUAACGAGCUACGUGAAGAAGGCGUUUGAAGCAAAGAAGCCCAUAGUUGGCAUCUGCUUUGGACACCAGAUUCUAGCACGAGCACUCGGAGCCAAAGUGGGAAGAAAUGAAACUGGAUGGGAACUUUCGGUGGAGGGGCUUGAUUUGACCGAUGAGGGGAAGGAACUGUUUGGAAAGGACAAACUGUCCAUCCAACAAAUGCAUCGCGAUAUUGUCUUCCACGUCCCAGCCGGCUGCAGCAAUCUUGCGACAAGUCCGAUUUGCGGAGUUCAGGGCAUUUACAUGCCGCAGCGAGCAUUAUCUGUGCAGGGGCAUCCUGAGUUUCAUGAAGGAAUCAUGACUCCUUUGCUAGAGUUGAGACAUCAAAGCGGGUUAUUCAAUGAUCAAUUGUAUAAGGAUGGGUUGUCGCGCGCGGGGAAUCCCCAUGAUGGGCGGUUGAUAGCGAAGACAAUGGUCAAGUUCAUUGUGGAAGCGCAGAGUAGCAAGUCAUAA
Messenger RNA from Penicillium antarcticum, 759 nucleotides. RefSeq names its product type 1 glutamine amidotransferase. Gene Ontology annotation, cellular component: nucleus; cytosol. Lineage: Eukaryota; Fungi; Ascomycota; Eurotiomycetes; Eurotiales; Aspergillaceae. The transcript is spliced from 3 exons. The coding region runs from base 1 to 759 and encodes 252 amino acids. The record is from RefSeq and is a predicted model, not a curated record.